This is a messenger RNA of Dermacentor andersoni, 1554 nucleotides long. RefSeq names its product disintegrin and metalloproteinase domain-containing protein 10-like. NCBI's taxonomy places the organism in Eukaryota, Metazoa, Arthropoda, Arachnida, Ixodida, Ixodidae. Gene Ontology annotation, cellular component: plasma membrane. Gene Ontology annotation, biological process: Notch signaling pathway; membrane protein ectodomain proteolysis. The record is from RefSeq and is a predicted model, not a curated record. Gene Ontology annotation, molecular function: metalloendopeptidase activity.
AUGUUACCAGUGUUUGGGACAACCCGGUCCACAUACGUGCCAGGACCUGCAGCUGAACGGAAUGUGUGCCGCACGAGCAGGAACACGCAGUUGAAUGUGGGCCAAUCGCCUGAGGAUGAGAACAGCACAGUUGAUCAGUUGAUCAGUGAAGACCAAUUAACUGCUGAAGUUGAAGUUGAAGAGCACAAGAGAAGCCGGAACCAAAUCCUCAAACCUUUUCGUUCAAAGGAACUUGGCCCUUUCAUCCGGAACUACGAGUUGCUAUCAUAUGAAACCCAGCAACCGAGCAACGACAGCGUCCGAAGGUUCAAGCGUGCUGCAGACGAGUGGUCCGGCGCUGCGCGUGUUCGUUUCAAGGCCCUUGGAAGAGAGUUUCGCCUCCUACUGCACCCUGAUCUAUCCUCGUUUUCCGACGACUUUGUCAUGACCACGGCGAGAGGCGCCGUGGACGUCGACCUUUCGCACAUCGUCUCCGGUCACGUGGAAGGCGAUCCGGGCAGUAGAGUGCUUGGUUCUGUCGUCCACGGCGUAUUCCAUGGACGCAUCAGCAUAGGAAACGGGAGCGUCUUCUACGCCGAGCCGGCAUGGAUGUACCCACUGCUUCAGAACAAGGGACACACCGUCUUCUACUCUGCCAAAGACGUGCGCUGGCCGCCACAGCUCGGACCGCAUGGUGGAUGCGGUCUUGACAAGCUGCAAGCGUAUCCGCACAAGCAGAACGCCACACUGGGAGCUCGCAACAGUCCCCCGCACUUCGAGCAACCUCCGCGGAAGAAGACACUGGCUUAUCAAUGGCGCCGCCCCUUCCAAGAUGGCAGGAAGCGGCGCGUUCGGCGUUCACCCGACUACGCCGAUCCGCCGCCUGGCGGUAGGCGCAAGCCACAAUCGCGCUCUGGCCGUCGCACAAGUUCACGCAAGGACCCCACUCGGCGAGUGUGCCACAUGCAGAUCGUCGUGGACCACAUGCUAUACGACUUCUUCGCCAAAGAUACGGACGACAAGGUGGCCCACGAGCGCAUCACUUCUAUGGUUGGCACGCACAUGGCGUCCACGAACAUAAUCUACUCCGCCACCGACUUCCAAGGCGUCGUCGGCAUGCGAUUUGUGAUACAAGACCUCAGGAUCAACGACACCAGCGCCUGUGAAGGCGGGGAAGCGGCGAAUAACCCGUUCUGCCGCAAUGAUUUAGACGCCAACCUGAUGCUCCAGCUGUUCGCUUUGGAGGAGCGCAACGACUUUUGCCUUUCGUACGCCUGGACCAACCGCGACUUGGGCGAAGGAACUCUGGGACUGGCAUAUCUGGCCUACGCUAGUGACAAGCUCGGAGGUGCGUGCGAGAAAUUCCGGUCAGUGAACACUCGGGAGGGCAUCCGACGCAUGGCGCUGAACACGGGCGUCAUAACGUUGUACCUGCACGGCGGACCGGUUGCCCUGGCCGUCAGUGAAGUCACAGUGGCCCACGAGAUUGGCCACAGCUUCGGCGCCUUGAUUUUCUUCGGAACUACACAAUCUUCCGAAAAGACCGUGACGAGGCACAUGCCUCCGGCGGUGUAA